Molecule: messenger RNA, 939 nt
Organism: Oncorhynchus nerka (sockeye salmon)
Lineage: Eukaryota; Metazoa; Chordata; Actinopteri; Salmoniformes; Salmonidae
Product: keratin-associated protein 10-6-like
Exons: 1
Coding region: 1-939 (312 amino acids)
Source: RefSeq, a predicted model, not a curated record
AUGCUGCACCUACUGCCUACCUGCCCGUACGCAUCUGCUGCCUACGCUUCCACAUGCUUCUCUGACUGCACCAUGCUGCUCUGCUGCUGCUGCCCGUACUGCCACUACUGCCCGUGCCAUGCUGCUGCCCAUGCUGCAUCUGCUGCUGACUGCUCUCAUCUUCUCCUGCUGCCCAUGCUGCAUCUGCUGCUGCCCUCAUGCUGCAUCUCUACUGCCGUGCUGCACAUCUUCUGCCUGCCGUGCUGCCUGUCUGCCUCAGUCCGCUACUCCUGCUACCCAUGCUGCCCUCUGCUACUGCCCAUACUGCCUCUACCUGCUCACUGCUGUGCUGCCGCUGUUGCUGCGCAUGCUGCCGCUGCUGCUGUGCUCAUCUGCUGUGCACUACUUCUACUGCUACGCUAUGCUCUCUCUGCCUGCUAUGCCCAUGCUGCCUCUGCUGCUGCCGCUGCUAUGCUGCUAUCUCGCUGCUGCCGCUUGUACUGCCCUCUGCUGGUGCUGCACCAUCUGCUCUGCUGCUGCCAUGCUGCAUCUGCUGCUGCCGUGCCUCUGCGCUGCUGCUGCUCGCUGCCCGUGCUGCUAUCUGCCUGCUUGCUGCAUACAUCUGCUGCUGCCCAUGCUAGCUCUCUGCUGACUGCCCAUGCUACUUACUGCUACCCGUGCUGCCGCAUGCUUACUCUUAACUCUCUUGACUGCUAUCUAUCUGCUGCCAUGCCUGCCUGCUGCUGCCCGUGCUCGCAUCUGCUGCCGCUGCUGCACUGCCCUACUAGCAUCUUCACGGCUGCCGCUGCUGCGUGCUACUGCUCUGUCUUAUCUGUGCUGCUAUCUGCCGCCUGCUACUGCAUGCUGCCGCAUGCUGUUCUGCUGCUGCUGCUGUGCUGCAUCUGCUGCUGCUGCCCACGUGCUGCCACUCUGCUGCUGCCGUGCUGCGUCUCAUGCUAG